Messenger RNA from Sinocyclocheilus anshuiensis, 721 nucleotides. Its product is annotated as voltage-dependent T-type calcium channel subunit alpha-1G-like. The coding region runs from base 204 to 713 and encodes 169 amino acids. The record is from RefSeq and is a predicted model, not a curated record. NCBI's taxonomy places the organism in Eukaryota, Metazoa, Chordata, Actinopteri, Cypriniformes, Cyprinidae. The transcript has 2 exons.
AAUUCAUAAAAUGUGCAUAUUCAUAAGAAAUAUGCAUUUGCACUUACGCAACAUGAUUUAUGAGAACAUGUUUCUUGAUCAGUCUCCUCCCUACGUUUAGUGCGCAGUAAUGUUUGCCUUUCAUUGUAUGCUAACCAGUCCAACCUCUAUGUAUUAGGUACAAUGUGUGUGCGUGUACGUCCAUGUGUUCAUAAGGGCCCCUGAUGCUCCAAACACAAGUACCAGCUCUCACCUUGACUUGCAUCUCUUUUAAUGCCUCUCAGACCACAGCUCCAGCAGAUCCCCCAGACCCCCAGCAGCCAGACGAGCCAACGGAUGAGCACUUACUGUACGUGAAGAAGACCUCAGUGGGCCGUACACAUUCUCUGCCCAAUGACAGCUACAUGUUCCUGCCGCUGCAGCCCAACUCAACCCACAGUACCCACACAACCUCACCUCAACUCGUUCAGACAGGGUCUACAGGCUCUAUCCAGUCUCAAACAGAAGAACCCACACUGCACUUGACUGUGCCCACUGAUCUGUUCAGACCGAUCAGUCCUCAUAGCUUAUCAGAUUCAGAGAGCAUCCCACGAAUCCCCCCACCUCGCCGGGCACACUCUCUCUCACGAACCCUACGCAGACAGGUGAGCUCAGGUUCAGUCUUCUCAGUCCUUUCACUGCUUCCUUUGAAAUGUGUUUUGCUUACAGAGACUAUUUCUAUUUUCACAUGUUAAUGCACUCU